CGAGGAGCGUGUCACCUUGUAGGCCAGAGUAAAGCAGAAUUUGACCCGACGCCAAUCUGUGUUCUCCUAUAGACUGUAUGGGUUCUUGCAAUCUCUUUCUACACAUAAUUUUGUUUUCAUGCAUAAAUUAUCAAAAAUCCAACAAACCCGGUUCAAUGACAUCACUAUCCAUUUAAUCUGCCCCAGCAACCCAAGUGCGAAAAUCCCCAAACAAUUUCACUCCGUGUGUGUGGCCAAUGCUGCACCCAUUCGUUUCGGUUAGUGUCUGUGAAAAUUGGGUGAAGGACAUUGCACACACUGUAUUUUUUUUCUCUCACCACCCAUUUCUGUGUAUAACUAGGUAGGUAUUUAUGUACACAACAGAUUUUCUCUGCAUAGGACGAACCGCCACACUUACUCCACUUACGGGGAUGCUGGCGCUGCGAUGAUGCUUCGCACAAUCUCUUCCAUAACAAUACCAGACCACGUUUACUUGCGCCGAAAGGAAUGAACCAACCUCACCAAACCUGGUUCAUUUUGGGGGUGAAUGGGGGCUCUUCCAAAGUUCACUUUGAUAACAGCCAGCUUAUCAGUGAUAACGCCUAUGACAGAAGCGGCCAAAACAAACACGGCGUUCCGCCUGGGAUGGGCUUCGAAGCAUGCGCAGCUUCCAGCACGUGGUGUCCUCUCGAGACGACCGUUCCGAGUUCGUGCCCAGUUCGAAAGUUCAUUUUUCGAACUUGGGAGUACGGGAGCGCGAAAAUUUUCUAGAGAUAUAUUGACAAAGAGAGAGGGAGUCAGUUGGGGAUGCUGUAUUGGGCAGUUAGUGGUCCGAAGAUGUUCUGGUGCAACCUUGGUGCUGCCGUUGGUCGUUGGUGAGUGAGUCUCGUGUUUGCAUCAUUGUCGGUCACGCAAUUUUCGUUUGCUCCCGGUGCGACCACAUGGGAGGAUAAUUGAAGACGGCCUGGAAGGCGUAAACGGUGCUGCUACUAAUUGGUCCAGAGACGGGCAGCUUUUUGACUACAUUUAGGAGAAGAAGAGUGAUAAAAAGGUUUACGCUUUUUGCUUGCUUGCUGCUGGAGAUUCUAACCAGGACACAAAGUUGCUGAACCCAGUGAAGGAUCGCGUGUGUUGGUCUCAUUAUGGUGUGGUAUUAAAAAUUGUUUAAAACCGGAAGAAAAGUGCUACCAGAUAAUAGCAACUACUAGUGUACACGUUGGCGUAAUGCUGGUUGCAUGAUUCCAGGCGAAUCUUUUCCUUCUUGCCCGCAGAAUCGUCUGGUGUGUGGUGCAUGAGUGUCUAAGGUGAAUAACAUGGGGGAUUAUAAUAUCAAAAAUAAUAACUAAAGCGAAAGAAGCAGUUUGCGAAGAAAUCGGAAAAUAUAAAAUUCAGCACGCAAGCGGUCACCCAUCAUGGUCUGCAGUGGAAAAUUGUGGUUCGGUAGUUUAAAGUGACGUGACCGCUGUUAAUGCUGCCAUCGCGUUCAGUGAAAAGUGAAUACCGGAGGGAGCUUUUGUGGAAGGAAGUCUUCUUUCAUGCAUAGUGUAAACGCUAGAGCGAAAACUGAAUAGCGAAUUUUCUGACGCAGCAAAGUGGGGUGUGUAGUGAAAGCGUAUCUAUGUACAUUAUUUGAAGCUGUAGUAUAGCGGGAGAGACAGCGCUCCCUUCUAUGUAGAUCUCGGGCAAUUGUACCCAAUUGGCUUGGUGAAUGGUUUUGGUGAUUAGUGCAAUUAGUCGACGAGAUUUUCCUGCGCUUUACACACUCGGUGUAAUAAUUAACUAAAACUAAUUGGUAAUAGUAGCAGUGCCACCUGUGACAGCAAGCUGAAUUCAAAUGAUGGUGUCGAUAGCAGGAUUGUUCCAUGUCUAGCUAAGACAAACAUGAUCGUGUCUUGACCGGAAAUUGCUUUUUCCCAUCGAUUGCCAGUGGAACCUUACGGAACGCAACGGAAGAAGGGUGAACAGCGACAAUCCAGCGACGUCCUCGUCGUCCUUGUUGUCGUCAUCGGCAUUCAGCGGAGGCAGAUCAGCAGGGCCAGCAGCAGCAGCAGCAGCAGUUUGGAUACCAUUCAUCAUUGAGGUGGUUGUUGACCGAUUUUCAGUUCCGAACGGCCGGCGACAGAAAAUCGUCAAAAUUGUCGCCCCCACGGCAACCCGUCGACGGUGGUGGGGGUGGUGGUGGUCGGUGGAGUCGGUGGACUGGGUCGCCACUGCCAGCAACAGCAUCAGCAGCAGCCGCAAUAGCAGUGGGUCCGGCGGAGGACAGAAGUCGUCUGUAGCAGUCCGUGGACCGCUCGGUCUCCCGUUGCGCAACAACGCUGGCUUGCACGCAGGGAGAUGAGAUGAGGCUGCUACACGGCGUUAGUUUCAUCAUAUUCGCUGCCGUUUCAGUAUGCGCCGGAAAUCCUGAUGCAAAACGACUCUACGAUGACCUCCUCAGCAACUACAACAAACUAGUUCGGCCCGUUGUUAACGUUACAGACGCACUAACCGUGAAAAUCAAACUAAAACUGUCGCAACUAAUUGAUGUGAAUCUGAAAAAUCAAAUCAUGACAACGAACCUGUGGGUGGAACAGACGUGGUACGACUACAAGCUCAAGUGGGAACCGAAGGAGUACGGCGGAGUGGAGAUGCUGCACGUCCCAUCGGAUCACAUCUGGCGGCCGGACAUCGUGCUGUACAACAACGCCGACGGUAACUUCGAGGUGACGCUGGCAACGAAAGCCACCCUCAACUACACGGGGCGGGUCGAGUGGCGACCGCCGGCCAUUUACAAAAGUUCCUGCGAGAUCGAUGUGGAGUAUUUUCCCUUCGACGAGCAAACGUGUGUGAUGAAGUUCGGAAGCUGGACGUACGAUGGGUUUCAGGUUGAUCUUCGGCAUAUCGAUGAAGUCAACGAUACGAACGUAGUAGAAGUAGGAGUGGAUUUGUCGGAGUUCUACACGUCAGUCGAGUGGGACAUUCUAGAAGUUCCUGCCGUCAGAAAUGAAAAAUUCUACACAUGUUGUGAUGAACCGUAUCUCGAUAUCACCUUCAACAUCACGAUGCGCCGUAAAACGUUGUUUUAUACCGUAAAUUUAAUUAUCCCCUGCAUGGGCAUCAGCUUCCUAACGAUAUUGGUGUUCUACCUGCCGUCGGACAGUGGCGAGAAGGUAUCGUUAAGCAUAUCCAUCCUGCUGUCGUUGACUGUGUUCUUCUUGCUGCUGGCGGAAAUCAUUCCACCCACCUCGCUGGUGGUGCCACUGCUGGGGAAAUUUGUGCUUUUCACCAUGAUCCUCGAUACAUUCAGCAUAUGUGUCACCGUGAUUGUGCUCAACAUUCACUUCCGAUCGCCACAAACGCACACGAUGGCCCCGUGGGUCCGUACGAUCUUCAUCAACCACCUGCCGAAGCUGCUGGUGAUGCGCCGGCCCAUCUACCAGCCGCUACAUCAUUUUAGUGCUGCUUCGCAAAGAUUUAUGUUGCGUUCGUGCACUGGAAUGGGCGACAACAUCCCACCGUUGCCACCGACGAUUGCGUUCGAUCCCUCGGUGCUGCUCGAUCAUCAUCAUCAUCUGCUCGAUUCCAGUGACAGCAUAAACACGUGCCGCCUGCAUGGUAGCCCGACGCAUCAUCAUCAUCACCAUGGAGGCGGCGGCCAUCAUCACCACCAUCAUCACGGCCUGCGUGGGAUAGACCUGAUGGAUGACUUACCACUGCCCUAUCAAGAUCACAACCAUCACAAUUCCCCGAUGUCGCCGAUAAAUUUAAAUCUCCUGUCAUCGGCGUCCAGCACGGCCGUCCCAAAUCCGGCAACCGGUGGCCUGUCGAGUGCCGGUGCGGCCCUCCUUGAUCCCCACAGUACCUUCCAAACGAGCCUGGCCGGAGGGGUCGGGGGAUCGAGCAAAACUAGCACAAAUGUGAUAAUUAACACUGCAACUAACACUACUACUAGGAGUAAUCUAAGCUGUUGUAAUAAUCUUUUCCUCAACGACGCACGGGCCGGGUUAGAUAGUAGCGUUCAAUUACCGAGCAGUACGAGCCUAGGUGGUGGCAUCCCUGACUCGUCAACGGCUGUUCCAACGGUGCCGAUUAUCAACACCACGGACAGUGGUCUAGGUGGGAGCGGAGGCGGCAGCGGGGGCACCGACGGCAAGGACAAGUCCACGCGACAUCGGUGGCUCACAUGUCCCGAGCUGCACAAGGCGAUGGACGGAGUCACGUACAUCGCCGACCACACGCGGAAGGAAGAGGAGAGUACGAGGGUAAAGGAAGACUGGAAGUUCGUGGCCAUGGUGCUGGAUCGGUUGUUCCUGUGGAUUUUCACCAUCGCCGUAGUGUUCGGGACGGCCGGAAUCAUCCUGCAGGCGCCCACCCUCUACGACACCCGAGUGCCGAUCGAUAUCAAGAUGUCGGAGAUUGCGACAACGACUGCGAAACCGUACAUUGCCAAACCUGUGUUAUAAUCAAAGAACACGCCAUCGGGCGCCACUUCCCGGCGGCAGCAGCGGUUCCGUCGCCGUUCUCAAGGGACCGAACGCACUGCGGAAGGGGGCUGAAGACAGACCCCCCCCCCCUGCUUUCGUUUUCGAUUUCCUGGCUUUGUUUGUUGGAGAAAAGAUUUAAUUCCCGACGGAACAACAACGUCUAUAUCAAAGUUGAAGCAGUGCGCGAGAAGAAAUAUAAAACAUACUUAGCACAAGGAGAUCCAACCACGUGGCAGACCAGGAGAGAAAGUUUAUAAAGUAUUUUUUAAUUCCUCUCAAAUGGUUCCGUGACGGGUGCAAAACGUGCGAAAGGGCACCAAACAGGGGUGUGGAUGGAAUAAAAAAAAGGAAAGAGUUCUUGUUUCCGUUGUUUAUUAAGAGGACUGAACUGUUUGAAAUUUUAUUAACGUUUUAAACUUGAGGUAGAGAUUUUUCAAGCGACUAAUUGAGAUCGUCUAGAUUUUUUUUCUAUUCGCGACAAACGAAAACGAGAAAAAAAAAGAAUACUUAGGGAAAAGUUGAACUGUUGUACUUAGGUCAUUGUUGAGAGCAAAACAAAUUGUUGUCAUCGUAGCGGGCCGAGUGGUAGCGUCGCCGGAGGAAAUGGCCGUGAAGUGAAUGAUGGGAGUGGAUUGUUUUUUUCCCUACCACACUAAAGGUUUCAAGUCAGUAUAUGGUAAAUGUCAAUAAUUCUAGUUAUUUCUAGUUUUCUAGUCAAAUUCGACAGGUACUGGUCCUGUUGUUUUCAAACUCUCUGAAAGAAUUAGAUUUUCGUAGUGAGGUGGUCUAUAGUAGGCACCACGACUUCCACUCGCCUCAUCAUAUUGUUGUCAGCCGUCAGUAAGGAGUCAAUGUAGAUAAAUUCAUCCCCACCACCUCGAAGGUAUCCCCGUUUAUCGUGACAUUACUGCCUAGCAUUGGCGUAUCUAGGAUUUUUUCCUAGGGGGUGCCUGCCCAGACAACCAGUAAUCGUAUAACAUGUUGCAUAAGAUGAUAAUGUGGAGGCCAUAUGCGUGCAUGCCUCCAUUUAGGCGCAUGUAAAAUGUACGCAUAUCGCCUCCACUUUAACAUCUUAUGCAACAUCUUAUACGAUCACUGGUUGACUGGGUGGGGAGUGCCAGUUUCAGUGGCUUCCAAUUUAAAUAAAAACUCUUUAAACAAUUUCUUCUAGAUUUAUUCAGUAAUAAUGUAAGGACUUCCUGCAGCAGAUGAUUUCGGAACACCUUCGGAAUUUCCGAUGCUACUUGCAUUGAACAUUUAUUCAGGAAUUUUAUAAGCAAAUCCUUUGGAAAUCUUGGAAACUUCUAUUAUUACUUUAGGAACUUCUUCGGUAAUUCCUUUGGAAAUUCAUCCGGCAAUUUUCUUAGAGAUCCCCUACGGGAAUUUCUUUUAAAAAAAAUCGCUGGUGGUUCUUUAAAAAUUCUGUUACUGCAAUUACUUUUGGAAUUCUUUCCAAAUUCUUUUCAGAAAUUCCUUUAAUGAUUUCAGAAAAUUCUUCGAAAAUUUCUUUGAAAUUUUUUUGUGGAUAUUUUAAAUCCACAUAAAUUUUAAAUUUUUUGUGGAUAUUUAAAAAUCCUUAGUAUUUUCAUCAGGAAUUCCUCUGGUAGUUCUUAUAUGAAUUCUUUCGGCAACUACUUUGAAAGCUCUAAGUAAUUUUGAUGGAUUUUCUCCGGCAAUUUCUCUGUGAAUUUUUUUUUAACGUGUAUUUUAACUUAAAUGCUAAUUUUACACUCAGAUCUCUGUGAAUUUGUCAGGAAAUUUUUCGUGAAUUUCAUAGGGUUUUCUUUAAGCAAGUCCAUUUGAGGCUUUCUGAAUUUCCAGUUCAGCAAGUUUUGGAAGCAAUAAAUUUAAAUACAAUUAAAUAAUAAAGAAAUACAAACGUAAUCACGAUAAAAUUGCCUGAGAAAUUUGAAAAAAAAAAAAACUUAAAAAUGAAUUGCUAAAAUAAUUACGAGUAGCCAUUGAAAUAUGAAAAAAAAAUCAAAGAAAUUAUUGAUUGCAUUCCGAAGAAACGUAACUAGCUGAAUAUCAGUAUCUUAAACUGAAGUUUGCUUAAGAGUGGUUUGUUCCUCUCCUAUAAAGCUAAAAUGUUUGUUGGGUUCCAAUGCAACUACCGUAGAAAUUUCAAAAAAAAAAAAAACAUCUAUGCCUAAGGAACUCUCAAAGAAUUGGCAAUAAUUUGGUUUAGCAAAUUCCGAGCCGUGUGUUCUCGAAUCCCAACAGAAUGCGAUUUUACAAAUUCAUCUCUCAUUUUGUCAAUUGGCAACAUUCUGUGCCUUCUAAUUGAUUACAAGUUUUUCCCGUACAUUCCUACAGGAUUUCACUAGAGAUUUCUCUAGUAAUAUCUCCUAGGAUUUCUCUGGAAAUUCCAACUAUUCCCGAAAUUCGUUCAGGGCUUCGUCUAGAGAUUUCUAUUGGGAUUCCUUCAGCUAGAAUUCCUUGAAGAAAGCCAAGGGGAGUUCCAGGUGUAAUACCAUGAUUUAUUUCUAGAGUAAUCUAUGAAUUCCUGGAUGAGUCUUUAGAAAAAAAUCUGGAAGAAUCAUAGGCGUUUAUGGAAGUAUCCUAGGGAAACUGCCUAGAAGAAUCCCGGCAAAAAUUCCAGGAGAAAACUGUAGAGGUAUUUCUGCAGGUUUCACAGUAAAAUUUUCUGGAGGAGAUCUAGGAAGCAUUCCUGAAACAUUAGAAGGAGCAGGAAUCGCUUAUGGAAUCCUAGGAGGAGUUCCUGGAGAAGUCCAAUAAGAAAUAUUUGGAGAAAUCCCCAAUUUUUUUAGGAUUUCUGGGAGUGCACACCGAAGGUACUUCUGCAAGACUCCUAGGAGAUCCCAGCAAGUUUUUGAAGGAAUCUCUGGAGAAAUUCUUAGAAGAAUCCCUAGAAGAACUCUGGGAGGUAUUACAGUAAGAAUGACAGGAGGAGUCCUAGGCGGAAUUGCUGGAGGAACAACAGAAGGAAUAGCUUGAAAAAUCCAGCUGAAAUUCCUGGAUGAAGGCCAAGAGAAGUUCCUGUAGGAAUCCCAUGGAAAAUUUAUGAGAGAAUCCGUGGAAAAAAACAUCUUGGACAAAAAUUCCUGGAGGAAUUACCGGAAAGUUUCUGAAGAAAUCAUUGGAAAAAUCUCAGAAGGUAUUCUUAGAAGGAUUCAGGGAUGUAUUACUAUAGAAACCUCAGCUGAAAUCCUAGAAGGAAUUGCUGGAGAAAACUACAGGAAUUUCUAGAGAAACCCCAUCAGGAAUGCCGGGGGGAAUCCAAAGACAAAAUCCUUGGAAUGAUUGUACGACAUUUCCCCGAAAACCAGUUCCCCGAAUGAAGUUUCCCCGAAAGUUAUUUCCCCGAAAAACAAUUCUCCGAACGAACCGUUUCCCCGAAAUAUUUAUAAUACCAUUUUUAGUACUGGUUUCUAAUCAUUUUCUUGAAUAAUUCCAUUGUCUGAACUAGUCAUUGAAAAGAAGUAGCGGAAAGUUAGCCUGGGUACAAAGUGUGCCGAUGUGUAGUCUUUAGAAAGAUAUCAAGAUCAUGGAAACUUUCACAUCUAAUUGAUAUUGUGAUGCUUCAAUGUGGUUUGCUUUUUUUUAAUAUGGGUCGUUCUUUUCUGCUGUACUGAUUGAAAAUGACAUGGCACUCAAUUAAGAACACGCUCAUCAUAAUUUUCCCUUCUUUCAUUCAUAGGCUGUUCUUUCUAUUUAUUUUUGAAUUUUCAAUCGAUGAAAACGCCCUUUAAACGCAUAAUACCUUUAAUACGAGUCAUCGUGAUUGUAGUAAUAAUCUGCUAAAGUUCAUUGUCGAUGACUUCAACUUUAAGUCUUAAAGUAUUCUUGAUAGCGAAGGAAGUCUAUGAGCAUAAUUUGAAUGUGUAUUAACAGGCUUUAAAACAAAAGUCAAUGUAAUUCAAUUUGUUUGACAAACAAAUUAGAAGCUAAGCACUCUUCAGUUUUUUUUUUUGUGAAUCAAUGGAUCAAUCAUGACCGAAGUAGCAUUUGGAAUUGACAUUUCUACAGAACAUCGGCAAUAUUUUGAAAGAACAGUUUAUGAUGAAAGUAGGGAGAAUCUUUAAUGAAGAUUUCUACUAUAACGAUUUUAGAUACCUACUAGAACAGUCGGUCACAAAAUAAUAAUAAAUAUAGCAGCAGUCAAAUUACUGAUGAUUGAUUGAGCAGUUCAACUUGAAAGAACAGCUUAUGUUUGAAAGAAGGAAAAUUUUAUUAAAUGAAAGGUUAUCAAUCUAGCCAAAAAGACGCUGCUGAAUCUUUAGACAGAAGUAUGUCAGGCCGAAGAACGUUAGGCUGCAAUCAUUAGUUUUUUAAUGAAACUCAACGUACAUAUGUACAGAUGGAAAUAUUAUUAGUAAAAUUGCGAAAACAUCCACAGCUCAGGUGAGAUUUGAACUCACGACCCUUGUACGCUAGACAAGUGCUUUUCCAACUAAGCUACCGAGCCAAUUAAUGACACGGCAUUUUGGUUGGUACAAGGUAAUUCCAAUCUCAUCGAUCAUGCUUCAUCUUCAUGCCUUAAGUCAUAUUCGAGCUUCUACCUCUUCUGUAGUAAUCUGUCGUAUAUGAAAGAGUGCGAACGACACGUUGGUCGCCUACCAGGUUUCAAUUGUUCUUCCUCACCACAGUCGGUGAUGAAGAGACGCCUGAAAGUUAGGCAAACAGUUUCAACAGUAAAUAAAUCGCAUCGCUCUUCAUGCAUGUGUACAUAAGAGAUGGAUAUAUUUGCGGUGAAAUUUAAGGGAAAGAUGAAGCAUGAUCGAUGAGAUUGGAAUUACCUUGCACCAACCAAAAUGCCGUGUCAAUUAUUGGCUCGGUAGCUUAGUUGGAAAAGCACUUGUCUAGCGUAUAAGGGUCGUGAGUUCAAAUCUCACCUGAGCUGUGGAUGUUUUCGCAAUUUUACUAAUAUUAUUUCCAUCUGUACAUAUGUACGUUGAGUUUCAUUAAAAAUCAUAAAUUGACCACACGGAUUGGUAUACCGAAGACUUUGCCCUUAAGUCGUGCAAUCAUUAGGCCGAAAGUAUCAUUACGCCGGACGAGCAUCAUUACGAUUGAGUUGAAAGCCAAGAUCAUAUAUAACCCAAUACUCAAAAGAAUAGCCGACUUCUCAAAGAAGGGUAAUCUGUCAUGGGACAGUCAGUGGUUCGAUAAAUUACUACCGUCAAUAAGUUAUGCAAUAUCACAUCUAAAAACAACUGCGUGUUAUAAAAAGAAGCGAAAUUUUCAGAUGGAAUGUUGGCAGAGUGAUCACUCCCCAAGUAAUAUUGUUUUGUCAAAUACACUAGAAGAGGUUCUUAGAACCAUAAUAAAAUCAAAAUAAUAGAUAGAAAGAUUUAUGGUGGUUUUCAAAACGUCUACAAGACUAAUUGCCUAUGAACAUGUUGCUUGGGUUGAUCAUCAGUUCUUCAGUAACAUUAUUACAUCAACACCAAGAAAUCAUCUAUGUGAGAAAAGGGAAGAGCUUAAAAGAAUAUUGUAAAAUCAUGGAAGUAUAUCCCAGUAUUCAUAUAAUUCCCUAGAUUCAAGGACUCAAACAUCUUCUAGGCCUUCGAAAACAAAUUUUAACAUCGUUUAUGAAGAAAACGGCCUACUGACCCAUUCUACCCUAUGAACUUCAGCUUCGCAACCUAUUCGGCUUAACGUACUUCGGUCUGACGUACCUUGGCUAAGCGUACUUCGUCUUAAAGACCGGAUGCCCCUAGUUGUGCAUUGGGUCAAUGUUAAAUGGAAUAUGCAAUAAUCUUUUCGGGAAAACGGUACAUUCGGGGAAACGGUACUUUCGGGGAAACAUUUUUCGGGGAAAUGGUACAUUCGGGGAAAAAACUUUCGGGGAAACUUCAUUCGGGGAACUGGUUUUCGGGGAAAUGUCGUACAAUCCCUUGGAAUACCUAGAGAAGUCCCUGCAAGAACCGGAAGAGGUAUUCUGGAAGAAUCUAUAGAGAAGGCUCUAAAGGAAUCUCAGAAAGAAUUCCAGCCAUAAUGUUAGGAUUAAUUUGUAUAGGAUUUAAUUUUUUAAUUAUUACUAGUGAUGAAUUUCUGGACGUAUCAUAUUAUGAAUAUCUGGAGGAAUUUCUGGAAGAACCACAGGAGGAGUUGUUUGAGGUAUUAUAGGAGAAAGGCUUGAAAGAGUUUCUGCAGGAAUACCAUGAGGAUUUUCUGGAGGAAUCUUUGGAUAAAAUCUCUGGAGGAAUUCCUGGAUGAGUCCUUGGAGAAAUCUCUGGUGGAGCAACCAAAGGAAUCUCUGCAAAAAUUUCAGGAAGAUUACCUGGAAAGGUCUCCGCUAAAAAGCCAGGAGAAAGCUCUAGAAGAAUCCGUAGCAUGAUUUCUGAAGUACCACAGUUAGAAUUUCUGCUAUUGAAAUACGACUGCAUGGUUGAUCUCUUGAUUAACGGCUGCGCAGUCUUGGGAUUUAAAAAAACGACACAACACAACAAAUCUAGAAACGAAGAUAAUUUAGACGAAAGUUAGAUUAUUCCGAUAGGGCAUCACCGCUACCAAAAUAAAUGGUCCGAAUAAGGGCGUAUGCUAAAGAGGGAAAAUUUUCGCCAUUGCCAAAAACCGUUAAACUGAAAGUGAUUCCGUAGUGUUUUAGUGUUUUAAAGGACAUAAUUUAUUGAUAAACCGCACACCCACUUUACAGCAUUAACCAAAACCGGCACAGAAAGGGACAGUUACAGUUAGACAAAACCAUUGACAAAAAAACGAUAGUAAUUAUGUAAGUAACUAAUCAAAUUUAUGUUAAAACAAAACUGUUCAAAAAUCCCAAUACCAAUUACAGUUUCCCCCUGAAGAAGACACUAUCCCCGUGUUGAAACGUCGGGUGAAUAAAACAACUGUUUUUUUUUUAAAUCCCAAGACUGCGUUGCCGUUAAUCAAGAGGGUUAGAAUUUCUGGAAGAAGAAUAGCUGGAAGAACCGCAUGAAUUGUUGGAAUAUAUGGAGGAAUUCCUAGAAUUCCGGAAGCUAUCAUAGAAGUAAUUUCUAGAGGAACCUUAAGAGAAGUUCCUUCAACAAAUUCCUGGAGGAAUUCCUACAGUUUACCUUGAUAGAAUCGGCAGAAGUAUACUGGAGGAAUCCAUGAUGGAAUCGCAGGAGGAAUCUUAGGAAGAUUUCCCGAAAGUAUUGCAGCGAGUUAGUAUGCCAGGAGAAAUCCCUACAAGUAUUUCUGAAGGAGUCAUAAUGGGAAUUGCUUGAAGAAUUCCAGCUUAAACUCAUGGAAGAAGGUCAAUAGAAGUUCUUGGGGAAAUCCACGGUGGAAUUUCUGGAAGAGCCUCUGUAGAAAGUCCUGGGUAUAUCCUUGAAGAAAUGUAUGAAGGGAAUUUAUAAAAAAAAUCUCAGGGAGAUCUUCUGGAAGAAUUUCCAGGAGAACUUUCCUAGUAGGAUUCCAGAAGGUAGCACAAUAAGAAUUUUUAUAGAAGAGAAAUUGCUGGAAGAAUCGCAGCAGGAGGUGCUUGAGAAAUCCUAGCCACAAUUCUCGGAUGAAGGCCAAUAUAAGCGCCUAGAGGAAUUCCAAGAGAAAUUUCUGGAAGAAUCUCUGAAUGAAAUCUCAGAAGGAAUUCCUGGAAGAAUUACCGGAGGAACUUCUGAAAGGAUCCCAGGAAGAUUGCUUGAAUAAUUCCACCAGAAAAACCCUAAUAGAAAUUUUUAGAGGAUUCCUUAGGAAAAUUCUGAGAAGUAUCAUAGUAAGAAUUUCCAAAGAAAUCCUAGCAGAAUUUGCUGGAUUAAUCUCUGCAGAAAUUUCUAGCAUGUACAACCCCAUCAGGACUGCCUGGAGUAUCCUAAGGGAAGUUUAUUGAAGAAAUAUCGGGAGGAAUCCAUAAAGGAAGCCUAGAGAAAUCACUGUACGAAUAGAUAGAAGUAUUUCUGGAGGAAUCUAUGGAGAAGUCUGUUGAUUGUUCUUACCAAUAUCCAAAACGCCAAAACGUACAACUGUUAUAUAAGUAAUUCCGGGUGUGCUUUAGUUUUGUUCAAAUAUGCCUUUAAUAAUUAUUGGCAUUAUUGUGAGAAGUUUCAAAUUUUAGGUGACUGUCAAGGGAAAAUUCUAGGGGGUGCCAAAUUUGUUCUAGGGGGUGCCAAGCACCCCUGGAACCCCCCUAGCUACGCCAAUGCUGCCUAGACGGACCCGGUCAUGUUCGGUUCCACCGUUCCACCUACCAGCAUGUAUGUUGUUUUUGACGCAUUCACCACCAGUCCAACCUUCACUGUUUCAGGUACACUCGGUACACCCCACCACCAUUGCAUAUGUUCUUACAAUAAUGUCCAUGUCGUACGUAAAGCAGACAAAUUAACCGGAUUUAGUGAGAAUCGCACCUCGGCCGUUGAAGCUGGCUCGUCGCAUUACACCUUCCAGAGCGAUGUUGAAAAACAGUCCGUCACCUUCUGGCAGUCCCCGGCGAGAUUCGAAUGAACUGAAUAGUUCACCCGAAAUCCUUACACAGUUUUGCACACCGACCGUCCAUCAUUGUUUAAAUCAGUCUGGUCAGUUUCCCAGUAAAGCUGUUUUCGUUCAUGAGUUUUCAUAGCUCAGAGCGGUCGAAGCUGUCGUAUGUCGUACGUAACACCUUCGUGCGGAUAACGUACAACGAAGGUUCGGUGACUUCAGGUGUGAUUUUAGGCCUAAGCCUGAAAAUCGGAGUGGCAUCUGGUGGCGAUUGUUCGUAAACAGGAUGGUAGUUGCCCGUAAUAGCAGGUUAGGAGAUCCCCUAUCGGCAUCUAAACUCAGGACCAGAACGGCUUUGAAGAACGCUGGCAGCAAAAAGCACGACUGAGUUAGAGGAAUCAGGGACUCCCAAAAUACUUUCUUCGUUGCGUCCUGGGUGUCCUUCUCGUUCUGGUUCGAAUUGGUCCAUUUCAAUCAUGCGAUAUUAACAGUUGUUACGGGCAUUGGCGAUUCCAACGUAGCUGGCGUACCAAUGAUGAUCUUGACGAGAAGGCAGCGGUCGCAUUCGUCCGUUGAUUAUGCUGAAAUUCAAUAAUCUUUCCUUGAUCCUCAACAUGCCAAUUCUUCCGUCAAUUGGCCACCAAUCGUUUACACACCUCUGCAUCUCGAAUAAAGCUGUUCCCAGCUCGCAUGUGUUGUAGCAGCUCUCUUAGAUGGUAUGGUUACCACUAAACGUUUGAACCAUGGAUCCUGUCCAACACACCCCCAGAAGCGCAGCACUACGAUGCUGAACCCACGGACAUUCAGUAGAUCGGCGAGUAUGCGGGUGCUCCUAAUGAAGUUGAGAGAUCGGUUGUUCCACGUACCGAGUUCCAAUAGCUUUGCUAUUUGGUCUCGGUUCGCAUUUUUCUGUUACUGAUUUUCCGUUGCAAUGUUUUUUACGGAUGGCUCGCAGGGCCGGACAACAGUUUCCUACUUUCCGGAGGACCACAGUGCACAGUUGAGCUAAAAGUCCUUUCCGGACACUCGGACGUCGAUCGGCCACUCCUAGUAUGGGGAUCAGACGCUGUUGUGUUCUUUUAGGGACUUGAAUGUUCAUCAGUUUUAAAUAUGUUUUCUUAGGAUCAUUUCCAAUCAUCACUUCAGACCAUUUCUUCCAUGCUAGCAACGGCCUAUGCGAAACUCAUUAAGAAUUUAAGAGACUUGAAUGUUCAUAAAACGCACACAAACUGCAAAACCACAUUGUCGCCGCAGAAAAGUUCUGUCGAACAGCUCAAAAUCUUGUGCAAACAAGUAAAAGGUUCUUGACCACAGUUAAGCAGUAAACUAGUCUACAUUAUUGGCAUUCGGAAUAGAAAAUCACUCCACUCACAACCCACACAUACCAGUGUAGCACAUACAUUUAGGCAACCAUAUUGUAAUUGUAAACGAUGGAUCAUCAGCAAAUCCCUCGACCCCGAAUUACCCGAACUUCGUUGGGUACACGAAUUACAACCAAUCUAACUAACGAAAAUGAAAACUAUUGCUCUUAUACCUUAAUCUUUCACUCUCGGCACGAUUUUUUCGCAACAACUCACUCAUUCCAGUACACCGUCACAUUUAGCUAUUUCCUUAUUAUAGAGAAUACCGUUUUCACACUCAUCGCCCAGUCAUACCUUUUCUUAGACUUUUAACGCAUCUAAACAAAUCCGUUAACGAAAUCGAUCACUAACAUUUCAGUAGGAAAAAAACGCAAAUCAAUUGCAUGAGCUAGGAACGAGCAAACCAAUAACCACAUGUUCUGUCGACAAAAUGAGGAAAAACAGUAGAAGAAAAAUACGCGGUUAAAGAUGAGAGUCGUCUAACACUAAGAACAAAAUUGAAAUAAAAGGUUAACUUCUAAUGGAAACAAACAUAGAACUAUUCAAAUAUUUUAUUUUUUGAAAGCAAACAAAAGAGAGAGAAAUAUAAAAAUGAAAAAGGGAAGAAAAUACGUUUAUACACAUAGGUAUAAUAAAACAAAGAAGAAAAACUGUAAAAAGGAAUAAUAGAUAUCGACUUAGGCGAAACAUACAUAACAUAAUUCAAAACAGUAACAACAACAAAACCAACAACAACAACAUACACAUGGAAAAAGAGCAAAAAGAAAUAACACAAGAAGAUAUAAAAAAAACGAACGUAUUACAUUUAAGGUAGACGAAGAUUUCUUUUAAGAGCAUUUUUGUACAAUUUUACUCGAGUACGCGAGACCGAUUUUGAGAAACUUAAAACCAUUUAAUACCGGGCACUGGCAGCAUUCGAAACAUAGAAAAUGAAAUGAAGAUCAACCUAGAGUAAACCGGGGUAGCUAAUUUUCGAUGCUGGGCCGAGAUUACAAGAAGAGGCGGAAAAGCUGGCCCGUUAGUUUUUAUUACUCGUUAUUAACGUGCUAUCGUCGCGUCGCACCGCGUUCGAACAGUGCUCGUCUUGCUGUGGCUCGUGCCUGUGCCCUCAUUCCAUAAAGUUGCUGAUCCUAAGGGAGGAUACCUCUAUGGGCAGGGCCAAUCCGAAGACAGUGAUGAUGAUUGAUGGCUCCCAACUAGGGAAAAAUCUAAAGACCCACUCGUCUACUUUAGGUAUUAGACACACAUACGUGAAUCCACAGACACACAUCCACACACUUACGGCCAAAUCCGUGAAACUGUGGCUAGAAACUGUUCAAGUUCACAGCUGGAGGACGCAUUUCCGGUCGUGGUGCGGUGGGAUGGUACGGGCGUGCAGCGAAACGAAGAAAAUGAAAUCACAAGAACGAAAACUUAUUUCCCAACCAGCAGAAAUUGGGUGACAGAUGUGUGAAGCAACAGCAACGUAAGAGAGAGAAAAAAAAAACGUGUGCGAGAGGGAAAAUGAUAAGUGAUUUUAUUGUAAAUGAGAAAAAUGGAGGAAAAAAUGAGUCGGAGAAAAACACAGGAGGAAAAUAAAUGAAUCUGUAAAGUAAAA
This is a messenger RNA of Aedes albopictus (Asian tiger mosquito), 15764 nucleotides long. RefSeq names its product acetylcholine receptor subunit alpha-like. The transcript is spliced from 12 exons. Gene Ontology annotation, cellular component: neuron projection; plasma membrane; synapse. Gene Ontology annotation, molecular function: acetylcholine-gated monoatomic cation-selective channel activity; transmembrane signaling receptor activity. The record is from RefSeq and is a predicted model, not a curated record. NCBI's taxonomy places the organism in Eukaryota, Metazoa, Arthropoda, Insecta, Diptera, Culicidae. Gene Ontology annotation, biological process: monoatomic ion transmembrane transport; signal transduction; chemical synaptic transmission. Bases 2322 to 4424 code for a protein of 700 amino acids.